AUGUUUGUACUGACAUUGGCUCUAGUUUUCCUGCUGGCCAGGGAAGUUUUAAAUAAGCCUUGGAAGGAUCCGGAACUUCUUGAGCAGUAUUUUCAAGGAGACAUCAUAGAUAGACCCAUACAAUACCGGAAUGGUAUUACCAAUACGAUUCUCCACUGGCCAAAUGGCGUAGUGCAAUACCUGAUAGAGGAAAAUGAGUUUGCCGACAGUCAUUAUCAAGAAAUUCUAAGGGCGAUUACCAUCAUAGAGGCAAACUCGUGUAUUGUCUUCAGGAAAGCCACAGAAGAAGAGCGGUCGAAGGCUCUUGUAAUUACGUCGAAAGGCUUGGGCUGCAAUUCUGUUUAUUUGGGCUUCAGGAAUAAGACGCAAGUAGUGAACCUUCAGAUUUAUCCUAUUGGUGAGGGUUGCUUUCGUAUCGGUUCCAUCAUACACGAGCUUCUGCAUACCCUGGGCUUCGAGCAUCAGCAUGUGUCCAACAAUCGAGACGAGUAUGUCAGCAUCCAAUGGGAUAAUAUUAACCCGCAGUACCGAAUUAAUUUCGUAAACCACGACAAUACCACCGAUUGGCACGACUUUGGCGAGGGCUACGACUAUGAAAGUGUUAUGCAUUAUGUUCCCACGGCGUUUUCCAAUAAUGGUAAACCCACGAUUGUUGCCCUCAAGGAUGGGUCCUCGAAUAUGGGUCAGAGACUUAACAUGAGCGUAAAGGAUAUUCGCAAGCUUAACAAAAUGUACAAGUGCCCCGGGUAUGUCUAAGAAUCAAAAUAUUAUUUAUUAACUCGAAAAACGUA
This is a messenger RNA of Drosophila rhopaloa, 791 nucleotides long. Its product is annotated as seminal metalloprotease 1. Gene Ontology annotation, biological process: proteolysis. Bases 1 to 756 code for a protein of 251 amino acids. Lineage: Eukaryota; Metazoa; Arthropoda; Insecta; Diptera; Drosophilidae. The transcript has 2 exons. Gene Ontology annotation, molecular function: zinc ion binding; metalloendopeptidase activity. The record is from RefSeq and is a predicted model, not a curated record.